Paracoccidioides lutzii Pb01 is the source of this 522-nucleotide messenger RNA. RefSeq lists its product as hypothetical. The transcript is spliced from 2 exons. Bases 1 to 522 code for a protein of 173 amino acids. The record is from RefSeq and is a predicted model, not a curated record.
AUGUUUUCCGCCCUAGAAAAAAGACGAUGGAUUUCCAAGCGGGAUCUCAAUCACGAAAGGCAACCAGACAUAGCCCACUUUGAAACAUAUAUGCUAGAUACCGUUGCGAAGCACGAUCGGAUAACUACAAGCCCUCCCAUAUCCUUCCUCACGAGAGAAUUUCUCAUGAAGCAACCGUGGUUUCCAUUGCCACGAGGCCACUCCCGUAUCCGAGAUAUCCUUGCCCAGUGCCAGUUCUGUGAAACGCCAGAACGGUAUUGGAGUUGGCAGAAAAGUGUGGAUACAAGAACGGCACUUGGCGCCGUCCCAUUUGCUAAUAAGUUGGGGACAAUCAAACUGACCAACUAUAUCGGUGAGGGUUGUGACAGUGAAUGGGACGGCCCGGAAGGUACCAUACAAAAUAAACGAUCCCAGCAUUUGUGGUCUCCCGUAGUAGAAUCCGAGAAGGAAAGCCUAGGCCGAUCGGGAUCCUGUUUUGGUAGCUCGCCUACUCCUCCGGCCGGAGUCCUCGAAAGCCAUUGA